GGGUGAAUGCUCUCUCUAUUCAGCGCAUCUAGUUAAUAAAGGUUCGCUUUUUUUUACUCUUCUUUUUUCUCUUUGUCUCCCUUCAUUCUUUGUCUCUUCAUCUAUUUCAAUUCCUUCAUUGCCCUAAAUAAGCAAUCAAGUUUCAUCUCAUUCUAAUGGCCAUCCCCUCGGCUUAUCCUCGCACUCACGAUGAAGCGGCUUUAUUUGAGCCUUACACAUAUAUCUGCUCCAACCCUGGAAAGGAGAUCCGUACUCAGUUAAUUGAAGCCUUCAAUAUCUGGAUUAAGGUGCCUCCAGAAGAGUUGGCUAUCAUUACCAAAGUCGUCAAGAUGCUCCAUACAUCCAGUCUAUUAAUUGAUGAUAUCGAGGAUGAUUCGAUUCUGAGAAGAGGAGAGCCAGUUGCCCAUAAAAUCUUUGGAGUUCCAGCAACUAUCAAUUGUGCAAAUUAUGUCUACUUCUUAGCCCUCGCGGAAUUGACCAAGAUUCCAAAUCCAAAAAUGCUUACUAUUUUUACUGAGGAGCUAUUAUGUUUGCAUAGAGGACAGGGUAUGGAACUACUCUGGAGAGAUACUUUGACCUGUCCAACAGAAGAAGAGUUCAUCGCUAUGGUCAACGAUAAAACCGGUGGUCUCUUACGUCUGGCUGUAAAGCUUAUGCAAGCUGCGAGUAAUUGUCAAGUAGACUAUGUUCCUAUGGUAGAACUAAUUGGCAUCCAUUUCCAAAUCAGAGACGAUUAUCUCAAUCUUCAAUCUAAUCAGUAUACAGCAAACAAAGGUUUCUGUGAAGACUUGACAGAAGGAAAAUUCUCUUUCCCGAUCAUACAUUCAAUUCGCGCAGAUAAAAAUAAUCGGCAGCUGCUCAAUAUCCUUAAGCAGAAACCAACGACACCAGAACUUAAAGUCUAUGCUCUCAAUUUGAUGCACAAGACGAGAACAUUUGAGUAUUGUCGUGAAAAAAUGAGAUUUUAUGAAGCAAAAGCUCGCGAGGAAAUUCGACGACUGGGCGGAAACUCCAGAUUGGAGAAAAUUAUCGAUUGUUUGAGUAUUCCAGAUCUAACAAUCGAUGCUGCUAAAGAUGCACCAAUCGUUGUUGCGCCAUAGAAACCCAAGAACAUAGUGUAGUACAGGGCCUCAGCAGUACUUUUCGGUCCUCACAAAUAAAU
Molecule: messenger RNA, 1162 nt
Organism: Lobosporangium transversale
Lineage: Eukaryota; Fungi; Mortierellomycota; Mortierellomycetes; Mortierellales; Mortierellaceae
Product: geranylgeranyl pyrophosphate synthase
Exons: 9
Coding region: 156-1100 (314 amino acids)
Biological process (GO): isoprenoid biosynthetic process
Molecular function (GO): prenyltransferase activity
Source: RefSeq, a predicted model, not a curated record